Molecule: messenger RNA, 1005 nt
Organism: Gigantopelta aegis
Lineage: Eukaryota; Metazoa; Mollusca; Gastropoda; Neomphalida; Peltospiridae
Exons: 1
Coding region: 1-1005 (334 amino acids)
Source: RefSeq, a predicted model, not a curated record
AUGACCCCUUUAAAGGCCUUGAAAAGACGCCUUAGUUCAGAGAACAGCAGCAUCAGAACAGCGUCGUUUACAACAAGUCUUCAAUACAGAGACUUGAGAGAUCGCAAGCCGAUGCAACUCCUCCGACACAUGCAGCAGCUCUUGGGUGAUAAAGCCACUGCACUUGACCUAUCAAUUUUUAUGCGUGAACUAUUUCUCCAGUGUCCUCCCUACAAACGUCAGGCUGAUUUUUGGCAUCAACUGCCGAUGGCAAUAAGUCUUCAGGAAUUAGCUACUUUAGCAGACAAGGUGAUGGAAGUUGCCACACCUACUGUAGCUACAGUUUCACCCUCUGACUCACUGUUGCUGAGAUUUAGUGAACUGAAAGCCGAAAUUGCACAAGUUAAAACAACUUCUCAAAACCUCGACGCAGUAUUUCCCGUACACGAGCAGGCCAGUCCAGGUCGAGCCCAUUCAUCUUUUCCAUCCCUAAUUCAGAUUUUGUGCUGGGUAUCAUCAGAAGUUUGGAGAGGCAGCCGAAAAUUGCAAACCACCUUGCUCUCAGAAGGGAAACAUCCAGGCCCAGUCGCUAGUGGCAUGGGCGUCACUGGCCUUAAUGAACACAGUCGCCUAUUUUACAUUGUAGAGCACGUCAUAAAUUACCUCUUCUCGUUGUACAGUGCAGAAGUGAGUAUUAUACCAUCAACAGCUGCCAAUAAGAACAACCGUUGCCUCCUCACACUCCAAACUGUCAAUAAUUCACCCAUCUUAACCUUUGGUACCCGCUCAUUGACACUCACUCAGUCUUGGACUCCAUCAUACGUUCCACAAGGUGUUUGUCCCAUCGCAGAGGUUAAAACUCUACUUCUAAGUGCAGAUGAUUUCUUACGCCAUUAUGGUCUCCUGGUGGAUAUGGGGACACAAACGUUUGAUGACAAAGUGACCAAUUACGUGUCCAAGAAAUCGCAUCACACAAACCCUCCAUCACCCCACUCUUCUACCCAAAACACCCACUUCAUUGUAUGA